This is a messenger RNA of Durusdinium trenchii, 1965 nucleotides long. NCBI's taxonomy places the organism in Eukaryota, Dinophyceae, Suessiales, Symbiodiniaceae. The record is from the annotation of a GenBank genome assembly.
AUGGUGGAGCACGAGAUAGUCGCAGCCGAUCAUCCUUUGGCAGCUCUGAGUCUCAAUCUCAGGCAGUCCAACGCAGAUGCUGAUCCACAUGGACGUGUUUAUGUUCCGAAGAGAUACUUGAAUUUUGGCAGCGAACAACAAAUUUGGAACUUCUACCAAGAAGAUGAAGAUGUUGCACAUCAGAUCUCCAGAAGUACUUUCCGGAAGGCUUGGGAGAAAUGGCGCAGAUUUUUGCCUCUGAAAAAUUCUGGCGAAGGCAGUAAAUGCAACGCAUGUGCCUCUUUAACUUUGCAGCGCUCAGAAGCCACUGAGCCAUCAGAACGUGUUCGAAUAGAUGGCCUCAAGCAAGCCCAUCUGCAAACAGUGAUGGCCGACCGCAACUUCAGUGUAAGGUGCAACAAGGCAGCCUCCCGCCCAGAUGUCUGGCAGACAGCAAAGAAUCAAAGUCUCUUUUGCAAGUUGGAAAUAGAUGGGAUGGACCAAUCAAAAUUUUCCAUCCCCCGCAUGAAGCAGAUGGCAGGGACAUCUAGUUACUCUAAGUGCUGGCGACCGGCUGUUCACGUGACAGGGGCUUUGCUGUUUGGCCAAAUCGAAUACUACGCUGUUAUGAGGCCAGAUCUGGCCAAGGACUCGAACAUGAACGCUACCAUCACAUGCCGGGUGUUAGAUUUGAUGCAAGAGAAAUUGGAUGCCCUUGGCGCUGGACAUAGCUUCCCCGGCGAGCUGGUCGUCAUGUGCGAUAACACACCACGAGAAGCUAAGAACAGCCAUUUUGGCUGCUUUCUUUCUUCCCUGGUUGGGAGAUCUCUCUUUUCUGCCACAGAGGUCCACUUUCUACAAGUGGACCACACACAUAAUGAGUUGGACCAGCGAUUUUCAACACUUGCAUCCCACAUCAAGCAAGCUGAUGUCAUUGAAGACAUUGCAGAUUUGGUCCUAUACUUGCAAACUCACGUCACUGCAGCAGCCAACCGCACUCUGAUCGUUGAGGAGUUGAAUUCUACAAUGGACUUCAAAAAGUAUCUCAGCAGUGUGAACUUACACCUGUCGGGCCUGACAUCAACGCACAUGAAGCCCAAUGCUAACCACAUGUGGCGCUUUGCCCACAGGUUGUCCAUUGACGAAUCCCACCAUGGAGCCAUUGAAUGCCAUCACCAAGACUGGACAGGAUUGCAACAGCAUCCUUCGGAUGUUGUUUUGAUUGUCAAGCAAUUUUUGUCUUCCCCGUCCCAUUCCCAAGCACCUCAAGUCGUUCUUCCCUUGGAAAUUGCAGAAGGCUUGACGGGCAAACUGGAAGCAGCUCCCAGAAACAAAUUCGCUGAGACCACCCUGACCGAGUUCCGCAAAAGCGCAAUGACCUUCGGCAAUCAGCCGUGGAACUUGUUGAAGGCCAAAUACUUUUUGGAAGAGCUGUGCGAUUUGAAUGAGAAGGAAGAGCUUCCACCAUGUGUGGACCUGAAGUUCUUUUUUUCUGCCGAACCAUGCCAAGUUCUCGUGCCACAAGCAGCAGAUCGACUCUUGCCUGAAGAUGGAGAAGAUGAUCAGAAGGACGAGUCCGCCGAGCCUCGUCGUGUGAUUGCUGGCCGUCGUGGGGCUGGUAAAGCUAAGGCGGCGAAGGCCAAAGCAAAACCAAAAGUCAAAGCUGCAGUCAAGAUGGCCGCAGUGCGCAAACGUCCUGCAGCAGCAGUUGCUGUUAGUGCUGAUGCUGCUGAGUCAGAGGCUGGGGCCCCAGUCCGGAAGCGUCCCUCAAGUUCAAGCCGAGACAGGCUUGAUGCUGCUGUUGCUGCAGAAUUGCCUGAAGACUUUUAUUUUGGGUGCUCGAAAUGCCGCCACAGUGAGAAUGGCUGUGCUGAGUGCCAGAACAAAGCAGAUGCCUCCAGGAGUGGAUGGAAGCGCCUUUCCAAUGGCAUGGUGAUCCGUGCUCUCCCAAGUGCCUGACUGUUGGAUUGUUUCACUGUGCCUCCA